Eleginops maclovinus (Patagonian blennie) is the source of this 3391-nucleotide messenger RNA. It is a transcript of the gene gabrb2a, whose product is annotated as gamma-aminobutyric acid type A receptor subunit beta2a. The record is from RefSeq and is a predicted model, not a curated record. The coding region runs from base 146 to 1723 and encodes 525 amino acids. Gene Ontology annotation, biological process: signal transduction; nervous system process; chloride transmembrane transport. Gene Ontology annotation, cellular component: GABA-A receptor complex; synapse; plasma membrane. NCBI's taxonomy places the organism in Eukaryota, Metazoa, Chordata, Actinopteri, Perciformes, Eleginopidae. Gene Ontology annotation, molecular function: chloride channel activity; extracellular ligand-gated monoatomic ion channel activity; GABA-A receptor activity. The transcript is spliced from 10 exons.
CUCAUCCACCAUCAUCAGUCUCCACUCUUUGAUCUUGGGCUUGCUGCACGCAUGCGCCUCUCAUUGGCUCCUCUGCACUGUCUGGAGUAAGUUGGAUGUGCGCUCUCCUCACUCGCAUCCCGAAACCGCCUCAAAAACUGUUGCGAUGGGGAGGUUCAGGAAAAACCACUUUGGGAUUUUGACUUUCUCGUUACUAGUGACUUUUGUCUGGACUCAAAGCGUCAAAGAUCUCAAAGAUCCGAGCAAUAUGCCUCUGGUAAAAGAAACAGUGGACAGACUGAUGAAAGGAUACGACAUUCGGUUGAGGCCAGAUUUUGGAGGUGCGCCGGUUGCCGUGGGGAUGAAUAUAGACAUAGCCAGUAUAGACAUGGUCUCUGAAGUCAAUAUGGACUACACCUUGACAAUGUACUUCCAGCAGGCUUGGCGGGACAAGCGUCUGUCCUACUCUGAGAUCGCCUACAACCUGACGCUGGAUAACCGAGUGGCGGAUCAGCUGUGGGUGCCCGACACAUACUUUCUAAAUGACAAGAAGUCCUUCGUUCAUGGCGUCACUGUUAAGAACAGGAUGAUCCGUCUGCACCCUGACGGCACUGUGCUUUAUGGACUCAGGAUCACCACAACUGCAGCCUGCAUGAUGGACCUGCGCCGCUACCCUCUAGAUGAGCAGAACUGCACUCUGGAGAUUGAAAGCUAUGGCUACACAACAGAUGAUAUUGAGUUUUACUGGCGGGGUGGAGACGGCGCUGUGUCCGGGGUCGACAGAAUAGAGCUGCCACAGUUCUCCAUUGUUGAUUAUAAACUCAUCUCUAAGAAUGUGGUCUUCUCUACAGGUUCCUACCCCCGCCUGUCCCUCAGCUUCAAACUGAAGAGGAACAUUGGUUACUUCAUCCUGCAGACAUACAUGCCUUCAAUCCUGAUUACCAUCCUCUCCUGGGUCUCUUUCUGGAUCAACUACGAUGCCUCGGCUGCCAGAGUGGCCCUGGGGAUUACAACGGUGCUGACCAUGACCACCAUCAACACCCACUUGCGAGAGACGCUCCCAAAGAUCCCCUACGUCAAGGCUAUUGACAUGUACCUGAUGGGCUGCUUUGUGUUUGUCUUCCUGGCCCUGCUGGAGUACGCCUUCGUCAACUACAUCUUCUUCGGCCAGGGCCCCCAGCGACAGAAGAAGGCGGCUGAGAAAGCAGCCACGGCCAAUAAUGAGAAGCUGAGACCCGACCCCAAGUGGCUGGUGGGAAAUGUAGUUCAGAGAGAUGAUGCUCUGUAUGCCAGAAUGAAACAGAGGGAAAUUGACGCAUAUGACUCGAUGUGGGAUCCCAUCUUUGUGGACGAUGCCGCAUUAGGACUAGGCGAGCAAAGAAAUAAGAUGACUCCCGACGACAACAUCCUGUUCAGCACCCUGGAGUUGAAAAACGAGAUGGGUGGUGGUGGGGAUCUGUCCCGGGGCCUAGGAGCACCCGGAGACCCCCGCAACACCAUGCUGGCCUACGAUAGCUCGACGCUGCAGUACCGCAGGGCAGCCAUGGCCCGCCAGAACUAUGGCCACAGCGCAUUGGAGCGCCACGCCCAGAAGAAGUCACGCCUACGGAGACGGGCCUCCCAGCUCAAGGUGAAUAUCCCAGACCUGUCCGACGUGAACUCUAUCGACAAGUGGUCCAGGAUGAUCUUCCCCACCGUCUUCUCCUUCUUCAACGUCGUCUACUGGCUCUACUACGUCCAUUAAACCCCGCGGCGUCCGGUGGCCAGCCUGAAAAGAAGGGGGGGGGGGGAGAGAAGAGGGCGAUUUAGAUGAGAGUAAUGAUGGAAAGUUGAUGAGAGAGAGAGAAUAAGGGAUAAACAGUGCACCAACACUUUUUAGCUGGUUCACUUUAGAAAAAGUGAAGAGAAUGCAAAUACUUUUGGAUGGACUACGGCAGCACCCAACACUUCAGGCAGCAGUGACUCUUUUAGGAUUUGGGAAACACCUUAAAACGUCUGAUAAACACUCGAAAAAGAAGAGCGACUUUUAAAAAGACAGAAAUGGUGCCUGUUCCAGAAUUUCAAUAUAUCACUAAUAUUUGUCAUUCGUAGCUUACUCUCUGUGGAUCAAAUAUUUAUGCUUGUGUUUGCAUAUACUUUAAGGAUUUGUUUUGUUUAGUAUCUAUUUACUUCGUAGCCGAGCUGUCUGCAUCCAGGAAAGCUUUAUAAAUGAUUUUAAAGGAGUCAUCCUUGAUAGUCUAUUUUCCUAUAAUUACUGUAUAUCAAAAACAUCCUUUAAAAGCAUGCUUAUGUUUGAUUUCAUUUGCAUCUCAGUCAUGAUGAUGAAGGAGCGCAAAGCAUUUUAGUUUCACUUUGAGGUUAGUCUGUCAGUUAAUAUAUUGCAGCUUUGGCUUAGGACGGCCCCAUGGGUGGAUGUUUAAGAGUCGCUGGGUGACAACAGCUGGACAGCAGGGAGCGAUAUUUUCUCUGGACAUCCCUGUGGGGCUUCAAUGGUGCCAAUGCUGAACAGAAAAAGCUUCCUCAGUUGUUGAAGGUCUCAUGUUAUCCGGUGAAAGAGCGGGACUGUUGGACACUGACGCUUUGGCCAAGUUUUUGUUUUGCUUUUGCUGUGCUGACAGAAUCAGUUCCAUUUCACCACCUGUUAUUUUUUUAAAGAGAACAUUUGACUCCUCCGUACUUUCUGCCAUCGUGUGAGGAGCUUCAGAGGGGGAGAAUGGCUUUAACACGACUCAAGCUGAUGUAAGAACUUUGCUGACAGAUGAGCUGAGUUUCAUUGCAACCAGAGUUGCUGCAUAAAUAUGGCAAUCCACAAUCAUCAUUAUCAGUAGAUUUGAAUGAUAGAAGUAUGAUGCGUUUCAUUGUGAUUAGGUUUCUGUUUUGAAAAACUGUAGAUAAACAUAAAUCAUGUUUAAAGAAAAAGAGAUAAUUCAUUUUUAUAAAUCAAUACUCACAUUAUUGUGUAAAUAUUAUGGAUUUAUUCUAUUUAAAUGGGUCUCUGUUGUUGUUUUUGCAGUUGAAUUACAGAUCAAAUGUUCCAUUCAGUCGAGAAAAAAAAAAGAAAAAGAGCAAUUUAACUGAGGAAAAAGAAAAACACAAUUCAUAACUUUGCUGACUCUGUACUUUUUGGACUUUUCUCUCUUUUCUUUCUUUUUAAUGGACUCUAAAAGCAUCUACUUGCUGAAACUAAAGCACUUCCAGACACCAGUGACUUUUGGGUCAAUGUUUUGUUCUCCAGAAAUGGCUAAACAAGGACCCCACUAUCCAGGCAUUGAAGUCAGGCAUAUUUUGUACAAAGUUUCUGUAAAUUCCAAUUGUAAUAUUUCAUAAUGACUGUAAAUAUCUUGUGUAAUGAUUGUCAGCAAUUAUGAAGAUGUAUCUAAAUUCAAUUAAAACUCAAUUCAGUCUAUCACUU